Messenger RNA from Aricia agestis (brown argus), 1198 nucleotides. It is a transcript of the gene stas, whose product is annotated as transmembrane protein 41 homolog. Lineage: Eukaryota; Metazoa; Arthropoda; Insecta; Lepidoptera; Lycaenidae. The record is from RefSeq and is a predicted model, not a curated record. The transcript has 5 exons. Bases 173 to 1120 code for a protein of 315 amino acids. Gene Ontology annotation, cellular component: endoplasmic reticulum membrane.
GUCUGUGAUUUAUUUUGUGGAUUUACAUUUCGCUCAUGCUUCCUAUCCUAAGUUUUUAAUAAUUAUUAUCUAACAAUAUAUUAUUUUUAUAAAAUAUUAUAAACAUUGUUAUUGCUGAGAAAAUAAUUAAUUUACAAUUCCAAGUUCCAACCAUAAUAUAGAGGGAGAAAUAAUGAGUUCAGUUAACAGAAGAAUACAUGCAAGUAAUACCGAAGGUAGAAACCGAUACCAAAUUGUAAUGCUGCAAGAUUCGACAGUUUCCUCAACCUCUGCUCCUAAUCCAAGCUUACACCUAAGGCGCCUCCGACUCGAAAAUACUAUCCUUAUCCCAAAUGAGGGCACACAAGAAAACCCACAGAUGUCCAAUUCUCAUCAUUUACAAGGAAUAUCUACAACUAAGUCAUUAAUUAUUGUUGUUUUAUUAUUUGUUGCUUCAUUACUAUUACUAGCAAUAUUGUACAAACAAUUUCCAGAGUUAGAUGAAAAAGAAAAACAACACAUAAGGUUACCAUGGGAUCUGGAAGAUGCUAAGCAGUUAGGUCUGGUGCUAGACCGAUAUAAAGACAGAUAUUUUUAUGAAGUAUUAUUUGGAGUAUUUUUAGUUUACAUAUUUUUGCAAACUUUUGCAAUUCCCGGCUCAAUAUUCUUGAGCAUUCUGUCAGGGUUUUUGUUUCCUUUUUAUCUAGCAUUAAUUUUAGUUUGCUGUUGCUCAGCUAUAGGCGCUAGCUUAUGUUUCUUCUUAUCCAACAUACUAGGCAAGAAGCUGGUCAAGAAAUUCUUUCCAGAAAGAGCAGCCCAAUGGUCCAAAGCAGUGGAGAAACACAAAAACAACUUGCUCAAUUACAUAAUAUUUUUGCGGGUUACACCAUUUUUACCAAACUGGUUUAUUAAUAUGUCGGCCCCAGUUAUUGGAGUGCCAUUAGUGCCAUUUGCUUUGGGCACGUUCAUAGGUGUUGCACCACCCUCAUUUGUAGCAAUUCAGGCUGGACAAACAUUACACACGUUGACAUCUACGAGUGAUGCAUGGUCGUGGACGUCUGUUACUGUUCUUAGUAUUUUUGCUCUAGUGUCUCUAGUACCUGUGCUAUUGAAACAGAGGCUACGAGAGAAGUUUGAGUAAUGUUUUAAGUUUUAUUAUUUAUUUUAGUCAAAUGUUUGAUGGUUGUAGCAAAUAAAGGUUUUGUACAUUCCAAAUUUU